Molecule: messenger RNA, 2537 nt
Organism: Musca vetustissima
Lineage: Eukaryota; Metazoa; Arthropoda; Insecta; Diptera; Muscidae
Gene: Etl1
Product: SWI/SNF-related matrix-associated actin-dependent regulator of chromatin subfamily A containing DEAD/H box 1 homolog
Exons: 6
Coding region: 1-2460 (819 amino acids)
Cellular component (GO): nucleus
Molecular function (GO): ATP-dependent chromatin remodeler activity; DNA binding; chromatin binding
Source: RefSeq, a predicted model, not a curated record
AUGUUUUUAUUUGAAAAUGCAGAACGCGUUCCUGGAAAGAAACGGAUACAGGUUAUGGCGGACAGUGACAGCGACGGUGCAGACGGCAAUUCGCCAAAAAAGGCUAAAGUAGAAUUGACGGUAAAAGAAAAGGAAGAACGUUUUCUUGCUACGGCUAAAAUAUCAACGGAAUAUGAUACAAUGGAUAUUCAAGAUGCCUUGGUUCGCAGUAACUGGGUAGUAUCUGAGGCUUUAGUUUACCUUAAAGAAAAGUGCACACCGAAGAAUAAAGGCUCGGGAGCUCAUAUGGCUGCCACAUCCACACCUAAACAGUCCAGUGUUACCAAUGGCAAUUCCAAACACUCAUCAAAGUCUAAAAAACCGGAUCAUUCGGAUUCAGAAGUGGAUGAUUCUGGGGAUGAACAGUAUUCUAAAAGUCAGGUAUACGACAGCGAUGAUAGUGAUACGGAAGGCUCAAAGGAAAUGACCGGUCAGCGUAAAAAAGUCUUUGAAUUUAUGAACACUGCCUCUUUGAUUGAACUGCAAACAGUAAAGACAUUGUCCGAAAAGAAAGCCAGUUUGAUUGUUGAAUUGAGGCCCUUCAAGGAUUGGAACGACUUGCGACAGAAGUUGGUCUCAAAUAAAGCGUUGUCCGCCGAUCUUUUAAAUAAUGCCCAAGAAUUGAUCAACAAACAAAACAAUGUGGCAAAUAUAUUGGCAAAGUGUAACAAACUGGUUCAAAGGCUCGAAUCUGCAAUAGAGGCAGGCGCUGGUAUUGUUGAACAACCCAAAAUACUCAACGAAAAAUUUAAACUGGCCGACUAUCAGCUUAUUGGUUUAAAUUGGCUAACAGUUAUGAACAAACAGGAAAUGAAUGGUAUUCUGGCCGACGAGAUGGGUUUGGGAAAGACCAUUCAAGUAAUAGCUUUCUUGGCAUACCUCAAAGAAAAUAAUCUAUCUAAAGCGGCUCAUUUGAUCGUUGUACCCUCAUCCACUCUCGACAAUUGGGCUAGUGAAAUAGCCAGAUGGUGCCCUAGUUUGGUUGUUGAAAAAUAUCAUGGCUCCCAAGAAGAAAGAAGGCGAAUGCGAAUUCGGUUUGCCAAGGAGGGGUUUACUGGCUUUGAUAUACUAUUGACAACUUAUCACAUUGUAUCCAGUACACCCGAAGAAAGAAAGAUGUUCCGCGUUAGUAAGCUUCAUUAUGUGAUCUUCGACGAGGCGCAUAUGUUGAAGAACAUGACUACGCAGCGAUAUGCCAAUCUUAUUACGAUCAAUGCCGAAAUGCGUAUUUUACUUACUGGUACACCACUACAAAAUAAUCUCUUAGAAUUGAUGUCACUGCUCUGUUUCGUCAUGCCAAAAUUCUUUGGUAAAAAUGUGGAAGACAUAAAGAGUUUGUUUGCCAAGAAAAGCAAAGUGGAAAAUGGCAACGAAGAAUUAUCACAAUUUCAGGAGACUCAGGUCGAGAGAGCUAAACGCAUUAUGAAACCUUUUGUUUUAAGGCGUUUAAAGAAAGAUGUACUUAGUCAUCUACCGAAAAAGUAUACAUACAUUAACAAAGUUGCUAUGACAGAUUCCCAAAAACGUUACUACAACGAUUUGGUCGACUACUACUCAAAUAAUCGGGGAGAAAUUUAUAGCGGAGAUCGUGCUGGUGUCUCGAUUAUGAUUGAAAUGAGGAAACUUGCCAAUCACCCGCUUUUAGGCCGAUAUUAUUUCAGUGAUGAAAAAUUGCGCGAGUUUUCUAAACGUUUAGCCACAGUAUCUACAUACAAGAAAACUAACCCCCAAUAUAUAUUCGAGGAGAUGGCUGUUAUGUCCGAUUUUCAAGUGUGGCAGUUAUGCAACAAACAUGAACUCGAUGAUGUAAUUAUACCUGAUAGACUUAUUUGUGAUUCCGGCAAAUUUAAGCAUUUGGAUAGCCUAUUACCGAAAUUAAAAGAAGAGGGUCAUCGAGUUCUAAUAUUCAGUCAAUUUACUAUGAUGCUUGAUAUUGUUGAACGAUAUCUGGAAAUUCGCAAACACGGCUACUGUCGCUUGGAUGGUUCCACCGCCGUGGAAGAACGACAGGAUAUGAUUAAUGACUUCAAUGCGGAUUCCGAGAUUUUCAUUUUUCUACUAUCUACAAAGGCUGGCGGUGUCGGUAUAAAUUUAACAGCUGCAGACACGUGUAUUAUCCAUGACAUCGAUUUUAAUCCGUAUAAUGAUAAACAAGCUGAAGAUCGUUGUCAUCGGAUGGGUCAAACAAGACCAGUUAGCAUUUACCGUUUAAUUUCAGAGGGAACUAUCGAGGAGGGCAUGUUGAUGGUGGCAGAGGAAAAAUUAAAGUUAGAAAAGGAUAUAACAUCAAAUGAUAAAGGCGAGGUCCAAGAAACAAAAUGCGUUGUGAGGCUAUUAACAAUGGCGCUUGGUUUGGAUAAAGAAGAAGAAGAACGGUUGAAUAAAUCUAUAAACAGCUCCUUAUCAUCGCCUUCCAAGUAAAACCGAACCAUAAUCGUAAUCUAUUGCUAUAAUGUUGCUAAAUUUCAAUUGUUUAAUAUAUUUUUAAUUUAUUGGUA